GAGGUGUCUCGUGAAGCAGCAGGUGAAGAAGAAAAAGAAAAGAAAAGAAAAAAAAAAUCAAAAUCUCUCUCUCCUUCUCUCUGUGUCUCUCUUCCGCCGAUUCUCGCUCGCAAUAUCGCAUUCAUUCUUUGCUUCUGCCUUUUUUAUAUCACGAGAUCCCUAUCUAUCUCUGUUUUUCUUUCUCCUUUUCUCAUGUCUUCUUCAAUGCCUCCCUUCUCCAUUCUUUCACCUGCUUUCUCCAGACAUUGCUGCUGACUCUCAGUGCUAAGCGAGGAGGAAACACUUAUAGUUUGUGUAUAUAUAUUUAUAUUUGUUUGCCGGAGGGAAGGGUGGGUUUGAAAUGCCGCAUUCUCGGAGAGGGUCGGUGUCGGAGAUUGGGAUUGACGGUUUGAGCGAUAGGUUGAGGAGCUCAUUUGGGUCGGAAGUUAACAAGCCCGAUUUCCGGGAGCUCGAUCUGGGCUCGCCCGUUUCGCCGCUGCCGGCUCGCCGGAAUGGGGGCUCUGCGGCGACUACUGCUACUACCACUACAACAACAACUACUACUAGUAGUAGCUCUAGCUCGUCCGGAUCGGUGUCGGGCCGGGCCGGGCCGAGCUUGGUGUCGAAGAAGUCCGAUUGUAACAACUCCGGUGAGCUUUCGGGCUCGGCGGAGAGUUCACCGGGGACGCGCAGGUUUAAGCCGCGUCACGCGCGCUCUCACUCGGCUGGUGCCCCCUCUCUAAUAUACUCCGGCGGGUGCUCCGUCAACUCCCCGCCGUUGAAUACGCUUCCCACUGGGAAUAUCUGCCCCUCUGGGAAGAUUCUGAAGACCGGCAUGGCCAGCAAGGCCACCAAGACAGAUGUUUUGGGGUCCGGCACGGGGAAUUACGGCCACGGGAGCAUAAUGCGGGCCGGGGGAGCGCCCAAAACCGCAGGCGCUGUAGGCGGUACGGACAGUAGUGUCGCCAUUGCCAUGAAUUCUAGAGGAUUAAUGAUUGGCGGCGAGACAAUGAAGAGAGGAAUGCGGAGUAAUGAUCCGGAGGAGAUGAAAAGGCUAGGCAAUGAGCAUUACAAGAAGGGUAAUUUUCAUGAGGCUUUGAAUCUUUACGAGAAGGCAAUUGCGAUUUCGCCUGGAAAUGCAGCUUUCCAUUGCAACCGUGCAGCGGCAUUGAUUGGUCUAAAGCGGUUCACAGAAGCAGUGAGAGAAUGCGAGGAAGCUAUUAGGUUGGAUCCGAAAUAUGUUAGAGCCCACCAUCGCUUGGGAUCUUUGUUUCUCAGUGUAGGACAGGUUGAAAAUGCCAGGAGGCACAUUUGUCUUCCAGGGCACCAACCAGAUCUUAUUGAGUUGCAAAAGUUGGAGGCAGUGGAGAAGCAUAUAGGGAAAUGCAAUGAUGCCCGGAAAGUUAGUGAUUGGAGGAUUACUUUGAGGGAAGCAGAUGCUGCCAUUGCUGCUGGAGCCGAUGCAUCUCCACAGCUAUUUGCAUGCCAAGCUGAAUCUCUUUUGAAGCUCCAUCAAUUGGACGAUGCUCAUUCGGUCCUAUCAAACAUUCCUAAAAUGGAAGCAUUGGCUGCAUACUCCCAGCUAAAGAUUUUUGGGAUGCGCACUGAAGCAUAUUUGUUCUUUGUUCAAGCUCAAAUUGAGUUGGCUCUUGGAAGGUUUGAAAAUGCUAUUGCAGCCAUUGAGAGAGCAUGGCAGCUUGACUCUAAAAAUAUUGAAGUUUCAGAUUUAUUCAACAAUGUGCGGUUGGUUAGCCGAGCUCGUAACCGUGGCAAUGAUCUGUUUAAAUCAGAAAGGUUUACUGAAGCUUGUGCAGCUUAUGGGGAAGGCCUCAGAUAUGAUCCCGCAAAUUCAGUUCUCUACUGCAAUAGAGCAGCUUGCUGGUAUAAGCUCGGGCAGUGGGAAAAUUCUGUGGGUGAUUGCAACCAAGCUCUCCGAAUCCACCCCAGUUAUACCAAAGCCCUUCUCCGAAGAGCUGCCUCAUACAUGAAGCUUGAACGAUGGGCUGAAGCUGCAAGAGAUUAUGAAAUUUUGAAGAGGGAACUUCCUUAUGACAAUGAGGUUGCUGAAUCUCUGUUUCAUGCCCAAGUCGCACUGAAGAAAUCUCGGGGAGAAGACAUUUAUAAUAUGAAAUUUGGUGGAGAGGUCGAAAUAGUUUCAGGUCUUGACCAGUUCAGAGCUGCAAUUUCAUCUCCAGGUGCAUCUGUUGUACAUUUUAAAACGGCAUCCAAUGUUCAGUGCAAACAGAUCGCCCCAUUCUUGGACACGUUGUGCACUAGAUAUCCAUCAAUAAAUUUUCUCAUGGUGGAUGUAGAAGAGAGCCCUGCAAUUGCUAAUGCCGAGAAUGUUAGAAUUGUACCGACAUUCAAAAUUUACAAAAAGAGCAGCAGAGUGAAGGAAAUGGUGUGCCCGAGUCCCGAGGUGUUGGAGUCUUCGGUGAGGCAUUACAGUACUUAGUACUCGGUACUUGCUUCUUCACCUCUUCUCCUCGCAUUCCCUCGUGCCCCCAAAAUUACUGGGAUCAGCUCCUCCCUGCAUAAUACUAUUAUUACCUGUGACAUAAUCAGACCUACCGCAAAUAAUCCCAUUAGGAGCCAUUUUGGCCUAAAGGCCAGUGGAAUUCGGAGGAAUAGUUUAGUACAUUUUCCCCUUUUUACAUUUUAUUCAUUCAUGGUUCCACAAGUCUUCCCCGUCCCCUUUUCUUUGUAAUUCUUUUCUUCUUUUUUAUUUCCCCGAAAAUUUUCAUAUAGGCUGGCCUCUUCUUAGUACCUACCCCCAUCUUCUCUCGUAAACGAGAGACAUUGAAAUCAAUAUGUACAAUUCAUUACAAUGGCCCUUUAGGUGGAAAUGUUUAGAGAGACAGAUGGCCGGCUUGUCGGCUUUGGAUGAGGAUCUAAACAUGUAGAUACACAUGAUAUAAUACAUACCCCCGUAAAAAACACGACGGGCCAUUGAGGGAGAUUGGAUUGGAUGUGUGGCGGAGACUUCAUCGGGGUUAGUGAAAGAAGGUUGAAUAUGAUGUUGUUAUUGAUAUUAUGAUGUUUUCUUUGCAUAACCAUCAAUAAAAAUUUCUCUUAUUCUAUUA
This is a messenger RNA of Ipomoea nil (Japanese morning glory), 3062 nucleotides long. RefSeq names its product TPR repeat-containing thioredoxin TTL1-like. Gene Ontology annotation, molecular function: protein binding. The record is from RefSeq and is a predicted model, not a curated record. Bases 341 to 2434 code for a protein of 697 amino acids. Gene Ontology annotation, cellular component: cytoplasm. NCBI's taxonomy places the organism in Eukaryota, Viridiplantae, Streptophyta, Magnoliopsida, Solanales, Convolvulaceae. The transcript has 7 exons.